Molecule: messenger RNA, 588 nt
Organism: Penicillium paradoxum
Lineage: Eukaryota; Fungi; Ascomycota; Eurotiomycetes; Eurotiales; Aspergillaceae
Product: C2H2-type zinc finger protein
Exons: 2
Coding region: 1-588 (195 amino acids)
Source: RefSeq, a predicted model, not a curated record
AUGUCAUACCUUGAACAAGAGGGUGAUGAUGGGUGGAAUGGAGCUGACCCCUCUUUCUCCUACUUGAUUAACGAGUGGUCACCUCCCCACGAUGUCUUUCCUUAUGAGACUGUUGAAUCCCCAUCGGUAUCCCUCACCCCGAAUCCUGUGGUCCCAACCACACCUGGCACGUCUUAUGCGAUGACCGAUGAUCAGUAUGACAAUGGCCCCUCGAUCGACGAGGAGCCCGCCGUCGAUACACCAGGUCUGGACAUCCAAGAUGCCGCGUCCGACAUCACUUCUGCAAUCAUGUCCCCUGAACAAGAGUACGCACCGGUCACUGGCCGUGGUAUCCUUCGAAAGCCUACAUCAUAUGGUAAAGCCCCGAUGAUUGCCAAAUCUCGCCAUGGUAGUCCGUUAAAGUGCCAGUGGAAGCACUGCGAAUAUACAGGCGGAUUCUCCCAGAUGGCAGCCCUUCUUCGACACAUCAAGACAAAACAUAUCUCUCCUGGCUUGUUUGAAUGUCACGAGGGAGAAUGCCGGAAGUCUUUCAACCGCAAGGAUAAUCUGGUCGCGCAUAUCCGCAGCAUUCAUCGCACCAAUAUUUGA